Molecule: messenger RNA, 1665 nt
Organism: Jaminaea rosea
Lineage: Eukaryota; Fungi; Basidiomycota; Exobasidiomycetes; Microstromatales
Product: eukaryotic translation initiation factor 3 subunit 6
Exons: 4
Coding region: 1-1593 (530 amino acids)
Biological process (GO): translational initiation
Cellular component (GO): eukaryotic translation initiation factor 3 complex; nucleus; cytoplasm
Molecular function (GO): translation initiation factor activity
Source: RefSeq, a predicted model, not a curated record
AUGGCCGAGUACGACUUGACAUCCACGCUACUCAAGUACGUGGAUCGCCAUCUCGGCUUUCCCUUGCUCUCACACCUCUCUUCGACGGGCUUCUUUGACGAGAAGGAUAUUGUGAGGGCGCAAUAUGAGCUUGCGAGAGGAACCUCGAUGGUCGACUAUGCGCAGUCACUUCACGAGCAAGCAUUCCCUGGCCAACAAGCGCCCGCAGAGCUCGAGGCGCAGCGAAAGGAGGCGCUGGCUCAGCACGAGAAGCUGGGAUCCGAGGUAGACACCGUCCUCAACGUCAUCGAGGACCCUAAUGUCGCUUCUGCUCUCAAGCAGGACAAGGAGAAGAACCUCGAAUGGCUCAAGCAGAACUACGACCUCGACCUGGAACAAAUCAGCACCCUCUACCGCUAUGGCCAUUUCCAAUUCUCGUGCGGAAACUACAACGAGGCAUCCUCAUACCUCUAUCACUUCCGCAUCCUCUCCAUCGACCCGGUACUCACUCUCUCCUCGCACUGGGGCAAACUGGCGGCGGACGUCCUCACGGGAGAGUGGGACAGGGCAUUGGAGGAGUUGAAGUUGAUCCGCGAGCAGGUGGAGCGUAACGAUGGAGAGUCAGCAGAGGCGCUGCUCCAGAAGAGGACAUGGCUUCUUCACUGGAGUCUGUUCGUGUGGUUCAACCACCCUGAGGGCAGGCAAGGUUUGGUAGAGAUGUUCCUCUCCCCACCCUAUCUCAACACCAUCCAAACCACGUCGUGGUGGCUGCUUCGCUACCUCGUGGCCGCCCUCAUCCUGACCCGCCGCACCUCUCGCGUCUUCAUGGUCCCGCAACCCACCUCCCCCGGUUCCGGCCUCCUCAACGCCAGCCCCGUAUCCAAAGUCACACCCGUAGCCGCCCUCCGAGAUGUAUCCCGCAUCAUCGUAUCCGAGGCAGAGUACCGUCUGCGACCGGACCCCAUCGUCGACUUUGUUGCCAAGCUGUACGGCGACUUUGACUUCGAGGCCGCACAGGAAGAGCUCAAGAAGGCCGAGCAGGUGGCAGAGGGCGAUUUCUUCCUCUCCGACUUUAAGGACAGUUUGAUCGAGGGGGCUAGAUACCUCAUCUCGGAGGCGUACACUCGCGUACACCAACGUGUGGACAUUGCCGACCUCUCGCAGCGUUUGAACCUGUCCAAGGACGAGGGAGAAAAGUGGAUCGUCAACCUGGUACGAGACACGCGUGCAGACGCGAAGAUUGACUUGAAGGCGGGCGUGGUGACGAUGAACUUGCAGGCGACGCACCCGCCCAUCUACCAGACGAUCAUCGAGCAGACUCGCGGCUUCACCUUCCGCACUGCUGCAAUGGGUCAGGCCAUCGAUCGCAAGGCGCAUCCGAUUGCGCCUUCGAAUGGAGCUGAGGGUGGGGCUGCGCAGGCGACGAGAGGAGGUAGGGGAGGAGGACGAGGUGGGCGUGGUGGGCGUGGAGGGCGCGAAGGAGGAGGUGGGCGUGGUGGUGCGCGAGGAGGAGGAGCGGCAGCGGGGCAGACGGCAGCGCAGGCACAGGCAGAAGGUGGUGCGCCUGUGGCACCGUCAUCAGCAGCUCCGGCAUCUGUAUCGACCGAGGCUUGAGUAGAGUCGCGUCAAUGUCAUCAUAGCCCUUGCGCGUACAAUCCACGUGGCGUGGCGUGAUGCAGUGCAUCU